GUCUCAGUCUCUAUCCUAUUUUUUUUUUUUUAAUCUCAGUGAUCAGAGUGUGAUAAUGCCACCGAAUGCCGAAGAACAGAAAAUCUCACAACCGGAUAUGUGUACAACGGGUGUGCUCUUUGAGGCGGAUGCUGAGACCAUCGAUGGCGGCUUGGCCAAGGAUAUAAAGCAUCUGAAGCACGCAGAGAAACGUAAAAUUGAAUUGGUCUGGUUCAAUAUAAUUGCAUUUGCCUAUCUUUAUGUGGCAUCCACAUAUGGCAUUUGGCUUCUAUUCACCGCCGUCAAAUGGCAAACGUCUGUGUUUACCCUCUUUGCCAUAUUAUUCUCGGCCCUGGGAAUCUCUGGUGGAGCCCAUCGAUUGUGGACACAUCGGACAUUUAAGGCAAAUUUGCCGCUUCAACUGAUACUUUUGUUCCUCAAUACAAUGGCCUUUCAGGAUGCUGUCUAUAUUUGGGCACGCGAUCAUCGUGUUCAUCACAAGUAUUCGGAAACCGACGCCGAUCCCUACAAUUCGCAACGCGGUUGGUUCUUCUCUCACAUCGGUUGGUUGUGCUGCAAAAAGCAUCCGGAUGUGAUUGCCAAAGGCAAGGGCAUCGAUCUGUCCGAUUUGCGCAAUGAUCCGUUGAUAAUGUUCCAAAAGAAAUACUACAUGAUCCUAAUGCCCAUUUGUUGUUUUCUGCUGACCACUGCGAUACCGAUGUACUGCUGGAAUGAGUCCUUCAACAAUGCCUGGCAUGUGCCAACGUUGUUCCGUUGGUGCUUGACCCUGAAUUUGAUUUGGUUGGUCAAUAGUUCGGCUCAUAUGUAUGGCAAGCGGCCCUAUGAUAAGACAAUUAGUCCAACGGAUGAACAUUUUCUGGUUUGGCUGCGUUUCGGUGAGGGCUAUCACAAUUAUCAUCAUGUCUUUCCGUGGGACUACAAGAGUGCCGAGCUGGGUAAAUACUCGAGAGAUUUCACAACAUAUUUCAUUCAGUUCUUCGCCUCAAUUGGCUGGGCAUAUGAUCUAAAGAGUGUGUCCACUGAUAUGGUAAAGAGACGGGUUAUACGCACUGGCGAUGGCAGUCACAAUGUCUGGGGUUGGGGCGAUAAGGAUCAGGCCAAAGAGGAUAUGGAGGAGACAACGAUAACGCAUCAGAAGGACGAAUAAUUUGGAGAAAUGUAUACAUUUUUUAACUGGCAUUAGACCAAAGACAAUAUGGGAACAAAAGUGGGGAAAUAAAAUUAAUUAUUGUUAAUAAAAA
Molecule: messenger RNA, 1241 nt
Organism: Drosophila willistoni
Lineage: Eukaryota; Metazoa; Arthropoda; Insecta; Diptera; Drosophilidae
Product: acyl-CoA Delta-9 desaturase
Exons: 1
Coding region: 56-1147 (363 amino acids)
Biological process (GO): unsaturated fatty acid biosynthetic process
Cellular component (GO): endoplasmic reticulum membrane
Molecular function (GO): stearoyl-CoA 9-desaturase activity; iron ion binding
Source: RefSeq, a predicted model, not a curated record